AUGGCCAAAACCAUCAAGAAUCUGGUGUGGACACCAUCUCUUAAGAGAUUACCAAAACGUGGGGGAGCGGGACCUCCGAGGGGUGCCUCACCCUCUAAUGCAUGGACAACAUCACCAAAAAGAGGUGACCCACCCACGAGAGGAUGGACACCAUCCCCAAGGAGGUCACCAGCACCUGGGGAACAGGACUUGUACGAGGAGUCUCAUCCACAAGGUGGACAUCCCCUUCGAGAAGGUGACACUAACCUGGUGUGGACACCAUCUUCUAGGAGAUCACCAGGACCUGGGGAAGCGGAACCUCCGAGGGGACCUAGGGAAGUAGGACUUUCUAGGAGUGCCUCACCUCCGAAGGGGUGGACACCAUCUCCAAGAAGGUCACAGAACCUGAGGCAGAGGGGCCUCAGAGAGGUGACCCACCCACGAGAGCAUAGACAUCAUCCUCAAGGAAGUCACCAGGACCUGGGGGAACGGAACUUCCUUCCACAAGGGGAUGGACAUUCUCUUCGAGAAGGUGACCCUGACUUGGUGAAUCUCUUAAUGACGUAG
Molecule: messenger RNA, 546 nt
Organism: Aethina tumida (small hive beetle)
Lineage: Eukaryota; Metazoa; Arthropoda; Insecta; Coleoptera; Nitidulidae
Product: trithorax group protein osa-like
Exons: 5
Coding region: 1-546 (181 amino acids)
Source: RefSeq, a predicted model, not a curated record